AUGGCUUCUCCUUCUUCCAAUCCCUUCCUCCUUGCUUUUAUUUGUCUGGCUUGCUUCUUAUUAUUCUUCAUUGAGAGCAAACCCUUUGUUUCUGCUAUAAGGAAAGAAGCCAAUGAGCUUCAACAUGCUCAUCAUCAUCGUGUUCUUCUCACCUCUUUCUUCCCUUCUUCCUCUUGCAGCUCUCAAGGUGCAUGCAGCAAGGGAUCGUUACAAGUGGUGCACAAGCACGGGCCAUGUUCAAAACCGAAGCAACACCCAUCGUCGUCGUCAUCAUCUUCGUUCACUAUGCCGCACUGUGAAAUCCUUAAGCAAGACGUAGAGAGGGAACUACUUCGUCACAGUGGCGCUGGGAAUCCCCAAGAGAGAUCUUGUUCCCAGCUUUCCUCUUCUACAGCAAGGAAAAGACUGACCAUAUCUCCCGACGACAUCAUCGACGACUUCCUCUUGGGCUGCUGCCAGAACAACCAAGGUCACUUCAGAGGCACCGCCGGCAACAAACCUCCCAAAAGUACCGGAGAAUCUUUUCCUACUGGCUCCCCUCCAUCCCCAUUUACGCCUGCUACCUUGAGUUCGGCCCCGGAUACUCCCACCCCGACGUCAAAUACACUCUAUUCUCGUCCAUCUUCAAGAACUCCACUUAGCUCUCUCUUUCCUUCUUCCGCAUGCAGCUCUCCUCCGCAAGGUGCAAGCAGGAAGGGAUAUUUGGAAGUAGUACACAAGCACGGCCCAUGUUCAGAACCGAAGCAACAAACAUCAUCAUCUUCAUUUAUUAUACCGCACAGAGAAAUCCUGAUGCGAGACCAAGCGAGGGCUAGGUCAAUCCACUCUAAGCUUUACAGGAGACACAACUAUAAUGAAGUAGCAAAAGUAGAUGUUAGUUCAAAUCGCAGGUUGGACCGGGUUCAGCUUCCGGCCAAGUCCGGCGUCCUUCUCGGGACCGGGAACUACUUUGUCACGGUGGGGCUGGGAAGCCCCAAGAGAGAUCUGUCUCUGGACUUCGACACAGGCAGUGACCUAACUUGGACUCAGUGUGAGCCCUGUCUUGGUUCUUGCUAUUCCCAGAAACAACCAGUCUUUGACCCUUCUCACUCUUCUUCUUACUCCGAUGUCUCUUGCUCAUCUUCUCAGUGCUCCCAGCUUCUCUCUGCCACUGGAUUUUUUCCAUUAUGUAAUACAACAACAAGGGCUUGCAUGUACGGUCUUAUCUAUGCUGACGAAUCCACCUCCAUUGGCUUCUUCGCUAAGGAAAAACUAACCAUAUCUCCGACCGAUGUCUUCGACGACUUCCUUUUUGGCUGCGGCCAGAACAACACAGGUCUCUUCGGCGGCACCGCUGGGUUGCUCGGUCUCGGUCGCGAUCCGCUCUCCUUCGUCCAACAAACCGCGCAUAAGUACCACAGAAUCUUUUCCUAUUGUCUUCCGUCGACUCCAAGUGCCGUCGGCUACCUCAACUUUGGCCCCAGUCAUAGGUACUCCUACGGCGACGUCAAAUACACUCCGUUCUCCUCCAUCUUCAAGAACUCCUCCUUCUACGGCCUUGACUUCGUCGGAAUAUCUCUCGGUGGCGUCAAUAUCCCGAUCUCUGCCUCCUCCGGCACGGUUAUUGACUCUGGUAGUGAAGUCACCUGGCUCCCUCCGGCGGCGUACAGUUCCCUGAGAGACGAGUUUCAGAGACAGAUGUGGAGGUACCCGAAGGCGGAUCCGGUUGAAGUACUGGACACGUGCUACAAUCUGCGUGGGUACGAAGUUGUUCACUUGCCGAAGGUUUCAUUGACGUUUGGAGGUGGGGUGAACGUGACGUUGGACGCAUCGGGGAUUCUGUAUGUUGUGAGCAAAGAACAGGCGUGUUUAGGGUUUGCUGCGAAUAAAGUUGAUGGCGAUGAAGGUGAUGAUGUGGUUAUUAUUGGCAAUACACAGCAGAAAACACUGGAGGUAGUGUACGAUGUUGAUGGUGAAAGGAUUGGGUUUAGAUCUCACGGCUGCAAAUGAUAGAUUCUUAAAUUUAUUAGUGUUAUUAUGAUGUCAACAAAAAUCAAUAAAUCCAAGUAGCUUAUAAGUUGAUAUAUUAUAAGCAUGAGUAAGGUAAGGAUAUGCUUAUAUCUGUCUACUUAUAUAUUUAAAGUGAUCUAAUUCAUGAGUUUGCCAGGUAAAGCAAGAGACUUUUAGACGUUGGUUGUUAGGGCUUAUAUUGU
Molecule: messenger RNA, 2192 nt
Organism: Prosopis cineraria
Lineage: Eukaryota; Viridiplantae; Streptophyta; Magnoliopsida; Fabales; Fabaceae
Product: aspartyl protease family protein At5g10770-like
Exons: 6
Coding region: 1-1989 (662 amino acids)
Biological process (GO): proteolysis
Molecular function (GO): aspartic-type endopeptidase activity
Source: RefSeq, a predicted model, not a curated record